GUAUAAUUGUACUAAAAAACAAAACAUAUAUUUCAGAAUGUAUCACGAGGCAAUUUCCUGUUAUGAGAGAGCACUGACGUUGUCAAAUAGAAGCUUGAGCACCUAUGCAGGUCUUGCUUACACUUACCAUUUGCAGGAUAAUUUUUCUGCUGCCAUUACAUAUUAUCAUAAGGCUUUGUGGCUGAAGCCAGAUGAUCAGUUUUGCACAGAGAUGUUAAGUUUGGCUCUCGUACAUGAAGGUCGUCAUGGCAUUGAACCCAAAAUUGAAUCUCACUGAACUGAGGUCCAUAUUUAAUGAUUUUGAUAAUAUUAUUUUUCGUCAUGUAAUGUGUAUGUAAUCUAUUAUUCUCAUGCUUGUAACAAUUUUUUUGAUUUUCACUAAAUGAUAAGGGCUCUGGUGCUUGAUUUUUUGAAAUC
Molecule: messenger RNA, 417 nt
Organism: Mangifera indica (mango)
Lineage: Eukaryota; Viridiplantae; Streptophyta; Magnoliopsida; Sapindales; Anacardiaceae
Product: anaphase-promoting complex subunit 6-like
Exons: 3
Coding region: 38-277 (79 amino acids)
Biological process (GO): cell division
Molecular function (GO): protein binding
Source: RefSeq, a predicted model, not a curated record